This is a messenger RNA of Chironomus riparius, 3850 nucleotides long. The record is from the annotation of a GenBank genome assembly. Lineage: Eukaryota; Metazoa; Arthropoda; Insecta; Diptera; Chironomidae.
CGCGAAUUCUAUCCUUGCUCUAUCUAAAAAGUAAUUAAUUAAGCUUUUUCCAAUCACAUUUAAAAGUGAAUUAAUAAAUCAAAGUAUUCGUAAGGUCUGAUAGAUCAUGGCAAGAAACUUUACAAGCUUAACUGCUGGCUCAUUGGAACGUAUAAACAGAGGUGAGGAUGUUCCAUGUCCAAUAGUUGUUCAAGUCCUUGGAAUUAAGAGAAUCCCAUCAUCAAAUCCAGGAGGGCAGGAUAGAUACAGAUUAGUUCUUACAGAUGGCGUCGACACUCAUAAUUUCGCAAUGCUUGCAAUUCCUUUAAAUUCAAUGUAUGAAGAUGGUCAGUUGACUGAAUUUACAAUCGUUCGCAUCGAUAGAUUCGUGCCAUCAAAGGUCAAUAGAAAUGAUAACAACGAAAGGCAAGUCUUGAUCGUUUUUGAGAUGAGUCCAUUGCAUCCUGGUCACGAAGUAGGAACGAAAAUUGAAUCAACAAAGCCAGCUCCGAAAGCAUAUAAUGCCCCAGCACCACAAGCUCAAAAGGAGAAUUACAGUGGAAAUUCUAAUAAUUACAGUUCAAAUAAUCAAAAUUCAUCAAAGGCAAACAUGUCAAUGAAUGCUUCUGCUUCUGAGGAACUAAGUGGACAUCUUACAAUGCCAAUAGAUUCAUUGAGUCCAUACCAAAAUAAAUGGGUCAUUAAGGCUCGUGUCAUGUCUAAAUCAGGCAUACGUACAUGGAGUAAUGCAAAAGGUGAAGGAAAGCUGUUCACAAUGGAUCUUUGCGAUGAAACUGGUGAAAUUCGAUGCACAGGAUUUCGUGACUUGGUUGAUCGUUACUACGAAAUGAUUGAAGUUGAUAAAGUCUAUUAUAUUAGUAAGUGUCAACUUAAGCCUGCUAAUAAACAAUAUUCACAGCUUAAGAAUGAUUAUGAAAUGACAAUGAACAGCGAUACACAAAUUCAGCCAUGCAUUGAGGAAUAUUCAAGCAUUCCAAAAUUAAAGUAUGAUUUGGUAACCAUCACUGAUCUUGCUGGAAAGGCACCGGAUUCAGUUAUUGAUGUUAUUGGAAUUUGUAAGGAAGCCGGUCCAGUUCAGACGUUUACGUCUCGUGCUAAUAAGGAAUUGACUAAACGUGAAGUAACCUUGAUUGAUCAGAGUAAUGCAAGCAUUUCAUUAACAUUGUGGGGAAAUGAAGCACAGAAUUUUAAUGAUUUUGAUAAUCCCGUUGUGUUCCUAAAAGGAGCUAAGCUUGGUGAAUAUAAUGGAGGCAAAACUCUUGGUGCUCUCCAAAGUACAGUCAUCAAAAUUAAUCCAGACUUACCAGAAGGUCACAGACUUCGUGGAUGGUUUGAAAAUGGUGGAAGUGAUGGCAACUUUGUUACUUUAUCAACACGUUCAGGUGGUGGAAAUGUAUCAACAGAAUUCAGUACAUUCCAUGAAGCUAAAUUAAAGAAUAUGGGUGCUGAAAAGCCUGAAUAUUUCCAAAUAAUGGGUAUGAUACACACAAUUCGAUCUGAGAACAUGAUGUAUAAAGCAUGUCCAAAUGGUGAAUGUAACAAGAAAGUCGUUGAUUUGAAUAAUGGAACUUAUCGGUGCGAUAAAUGCAACAUUGAAACUUCCGAGUAUAAAAAUCGCUUGCUUGUUAAUAUGAUGAUUGGAGACUGGACAUCAAAUCGUUGGGUGACAUUCUUCUCAGAACUUGGUGAAAAGAUCCUGGAGAAGAAAACUGAUGAAAUUGCACAAUUGAUGGAAGGCGAUAAGAAGGAAGCUGAGGCUUUCAUCCAAAGUGCUCUUUUUAAGCCAAAGAUCUACAAAUUGCGUACCAAAGUUGAAACUUAUGGAGACGUACCAAGAAACAAGAUCAGUGCUAUUGCUGUUGGAGAGACAAAGAUCAGAGAUUACAAUCAAUACCUUUUGAAGAAUAUUCGAAGCUUGACAGGAAUUGAGAAACAUUCCUCAUUAAUUAAUAGAACCAAAACGACUCUUACUGGUCCUAAUGUUGAAAUCAUUAAGAAAAAUACACUGCCAGUACCUAUAAUCUCAACAAAGUACAAAAGUAAAGUCAAAGAUCCCGUAAAGGAAUUUAUUCAGACAAAGAGCGAAAAUGAGCGUGAGAAGACACUGAUAGAAUCUAGAUUAGUUAAAUAUUACAGAACUGGCAAGAUAAGUCGUGAAAAUGACGUUACCAGCAGGAAUUUAAAGGAAUACAUCACAAAAAAGUUACUAGAUCCAGUGCCAUAUAUUGAUCCUUUAGAAUGUUUUGACUUCUAUCCUCAUCAUGGAACUUUAAAAUGUCUCGAAACUGAAGAUAAGGAUUAUCUAGUAUCAAUUACGGCUAAUGAAGCUUUUCGUUUCAAUCAAAUUUGUGAUAAAAUGCCAUUUAAAGGUUUAAAGCCAGUUCCAAAAGCACAGUCGCAUCCAACAGAACUGAUAGUCAAUGACACUUCAGAUUUCAUAGCAGCUAGAUAUAGAAAUACUGUUAAAAUAGCAAAGCUUUCAGAUGAAGGCACUUUAAACGAUAGAAAGGUCAUCGAGACAAUUGAUAAGUUUGAGCAUAAAAAUGACCUUUUUGCUAGUUCCUUAAAUGAAUGCUACUUAACAACUAUAGACUCAAAGUAUAGAUUAAAAAGACUUAAUUUAAUGCAUCGAUAUGAGGAUGUAGAUGUUAAAUUAACAGAUUACUUUUUUGACGAGAAGCUCCUGCCAAUUAGCUUGUCAACACCCAUAGACACAACUUUGAAGAAAAACUGUGCAUCGUUCACGACAAGAUAUAAUUUUGGUAUCGUAGAUUUUAGGAAUAAACAAAGGAUGUCCUUAGUAAAUCAUUUUGAUUCAUCUGAAGAUUUGGUCUUUAAAUGCGAGAAGAUUUUUAAUCAUACAAGUUCACAGCUAAGCAAGGAUUUAGUCUAUAUAGCAUCAUCUCAUGUUCUCUACACUUAUGACUAUCGGAAACUUAAAGAACCAGUCGUUUAUUGGACACAUCAGCUAUAUGAUCCACCAAUGAUGCUCAGUACAACAAUGUAUGGACUUAAUGAGAUUAUAUGUGCAUCAAGUCACAUGGUCGGCGACUUAAAAAUAUUCAAUAAUAAUGGAAAAUCAAUAAAUUACUAUCCGUACAAGCCAUACAAUAUUAGAAGCUCAUAUAACAAGUUAAGAGAACAAGGAUUGUUUCUAUUAUCUGAAAAUAUACAGGAACGAGUUAAUGGAAGUAUCACAGGCAUUUGCUUGCAUUAUAACUGCACGAAACUUAAGCUAUUUGUACAAAAUUGCUAUGGAGAUGUUUUUGAAAAUGUCCUAAUAUGUAAGGAAGGUACUAAGGAUGAAGACUCGCUGUCCACAAUUGAAAGGUUCCAGCUUUGGGAAAAUUAUCUUCAAGUUCCUCUAGAUCCAAAUAAGCACCAUACAGCUGAAGAAAGAGUUAGGAAUGGAGAUCUUGUAGUUGAUGAUAUUGUCAAGCUUGAGAGCCUUCCAAAGUUCCUGUCUGACGAAAAGUCUAAUGCUGUCAUUGAUUUGACAAAUUUAGAGCCAGAAGAAUUGCCAAAUUUUAAGCAAAACUGGAAAGUUAAUAUCGGAGAUGCACGGCAAUGCAAAGACUUAUUAGCUAAAGAAAUUAUGUAUUUAUGGGACGAUGUCGAUGAGAGUUUUGAUGCUGACGAAUGGGAAGAAACUAAUCAUAUGGAACGAGCUGAUUUAUCACAAGAAAUUAAAGGAAAGAAUAAAGUAUAUCAAUGGCUUGAAUCUACUCAUAUUGAAAUUGAUGAAGACGUGGAAAUGGACGACAAAUUCUCACCGGACAUGACUUCGACACAAACUCCAAAUGUUGAAGUAAACACCACGAAGAGACGAUCAAGAAUUGUUGGAUUUUAA